AUUCCGAACCACCACCAUCGAUUAGAAUAGUUAGAAGGAACGUAAACCACGAAUCACUGAACGCGGGGACGAGGUGUGCGAUUGGAUGUGCCUUCACAAAAGAAUCGUGCCAAUCUCAUCAGAGUUUAUCGGCUUAAUAUCUAUGAAAACCUGGUCGAAAACUUGAUUCUGAUCGUUGCUAUUACAGUACAAUACUGCUUCUUUAACCACUGUACUAGCAUGGCGGCGUUAGACAAUUAAGUCAACCGUUUCGCCGUCCGACGUGUGCUCUACCUUUCUAAUCAACACAUUUUCGAUUCAUCAUAGUCACUACUCAGACGAGGACUUAAACAUGUCUCGUAAAAGAUAUGCUGAUGAUUUUGAUGAUUAUAAUGAAGAAGUCAUUGUUCUACCAGAGUCUCCUCCUUCUCCAGAUGAAUAUGAAGAUAAUAUUCUUUACAAAUAUAUGACUUAUUCCAAUGGCCAAGAUAGUCAUAAAAAGACUGCAAAUACUCAUUAUCAACUUGCACCACCUCCGAGUGAUAACAAAGAACCUAGUUAUUCAGGACAAAACACUAUUAAUGCUAAAGCUUCAGUACAAAAACCAGGAAUAAAAGCGACUCCAAUAGUAGACUGGAAGGAGGAAGAAGGAAGAUUAAUGCUUAGAAGGUAUAAAGAUUAUGCUCUAAAUGUUGGUAAGGAUAAAAAAUUCAAGAGCAAAAGAGAAAUGUGGAAUUGUAUUACUGAAGAAGUAAAUGAGACAUUUAAUGUCAAAAGAUCAACAGCUCAAUGCAUGUCUAAGUUUUUCCACCGAUACCAAUCAAUGAAGAAACCAAAAAAGCAAAUUGAAGGAGUUGUUAACUUUCAAGAAGAACUUAAUUCUUUAGAUGCUAUUCAUGAUUUAGUAAUUGAUGAAUUAAUGAAUUCCAAAACUGAAUCUAUUGAAGAUAAAGAAAAGCAAGAGUCAUUAUCUGUAUUAUAUCAAAUUUUACCAAAAACUAUGGUUGAAUUAGCCAAAAUAAAUGCUCAUGCCCAAGAAAGAAGACAUCGUGAAUAUAUGGACUCAAUUAAAGAAUUUGAAAAUAAAUUUUUGGAGAGUGUUUCAAAGAUAAUUGAUAAAUAUUGAUUCAAAAUCUACAGUUACACUCGAUCAUAAAAAUGAAUUUGUAUUGUUAAUAUUUUUUGUGUGUUACUAUUUAUGCUGUUUUGUAAUUAUUG
Messenger RNA from Sipha flava (yellow sugarcane aphid), 1197 nucleotides. RefSeq lists its product as uncharacterized. The transcript is spliced from 6 exons. The coding region runs from base 332 to 1105 and encodes 257 amino acids. The record is from RefSeq and is a predicted model, not a curated record. NCBI's taxonomy places the organism in Eukaryota, Metazoa, Arthropoda, Insecta, Hemiptera, Aphididae.